Podospora bellae-mahoneyi is the source of this 1458-nucleotide messenger RNA. RefSeq names its product UV excision repair protein rad23 (gene RAD23). Gene Ontology annotation, biological process: proteasome-mediated ubiquitin-dependent protein catabolic process; nucleotide-excision repair. Gene Ontology annotation, cellular component: nucleoplasm; cytosol. Lineage: Eukaryota; Fungi; Ascomycota; Sordariomycetes; Sordariales; Podosporaceae. The record is from RefSeq and is a predicted model, not a curated record. The coding region runs from base 1 to 1131 and encodes 376 amino acids. Gene Ontology annotation, molecular function: polyubiquitin modification-dependent protein binding; ubiquitin binding; damaged DNA binding. The transcript has 6 exons.
AUGAAGGUCAAUUUCAAGGACCUCAAGCAGCAGAAGUUCACCAUCGAGUUUGAGCCCACCGAUCUCAUCUCGACGGUGAAGCAGAAGCUCUCUGAGGACCAUGGCUGGGAUCCUGCGCUCCAAAAGCUCAUCUAUUCAGGCAAGAUUCUGAAGGAUGAGGAUACCAUCGAGUCUUGCAAGAUCGAGGAAAAGGGCUUUGUUGUUUGUAUGGUGAGCAAGCCCAAGGCGCCCAAGCCAGCUCCUGCCGCCGAGUCUUCUUCCGUCGUCCCGGCCACACCUGCUCAAGCCGCCUCGGCCUCUACCCCAGCGCCCCCAGCUGCCCCAGCUCAAGUAUCAAAUGCCGCCUCAGCUGCUCCUGCCACCCCCAGCCCAAAUCGGACUAGUGGUGCCCCCAACGACUCGAGUGCUCUCGCUAUGGGAGAGCAGCGUGCGCAGGCUAUUGCCAACAUGGAGGCCAUGGGUUUCGAGCGAUCCCAGAUCGACGCUGCUAUGCGUGCAGCCUUCUUCAAUCCCGAGCGUGCGGUUGAGUACUUGUUGACGGGCAUUCCCGAGAACGUUCAACAACAAACAACUGCCCAGCGCGUGGGUCAUGCCAUCCCCCCCCCCGCCCCUGCGCCUGCUGUUGAGGCUGCUGGUGACCUUGAGGGGGAAAAUUUGUUUGACCUUGCUGCUCGUGCUGGUGGUGCCCGCAGCGGAAGUGGUGGAACUGCUGCCGCCGGAGCGAGCGCACAAGAUCUUGGCAACCUAAGCUGGCUUAGACAGAACGCUCAGUUCCAACAGCUUCGCCAAGUCGUCCAACAACAGCCCGGCAUGCUCGAGCAGAUUCUUCAGCAGCUCAGUGCUGGUAACCCACAACUCGCCCAGACGAUCGCCCAGAACCCCGAGCAGUUUCUCCAGUUGCUUAGUGAGCACGGUGAUGACGAUGCGCCGCUCCCCCCUGGAGCCCACCAGAUUUCGGUCACAGAGGAGGAGCGUGACGCCAUUGAGCGGUUGACUCGGCUAGGAUUCAGCCAGGACCAGGCCAUCCAGGCGUAUUUUGCCUGCGAGAAGAACGAGGAGUUGGCUGCGAACUUCUUGUUCGACCAGCCCGAUGACGAUGAUGAUGACAUGGGCGGCACCGGUACUCACUAAUUUUCUUCUAAUUCGCCUUUGCUUUGGGAUUGCAGGGUUAUUCGGGAUAUCCAGGCAGGAAUGGUUAUGCGGGGUGGAGAUGGGCGGAGGCUUUUAGCUUUUUGUUUUCACUGGUGAUGUGAGGCAGGCAGAAAGUUAAAAGCGAAGGUCUAUUAUUGAUAACAAGAUACCAAACAGCUAGGUUUUUUUCCGACUGGAAGUCUGAGUGCCAGUGAUCUGUGAUGCUAGACUCUGGGGAUGGAAGACGGGAAAAAUUUGAGGUGGAGGGAGAGAGAGAGAAAGUGCUCAACAUCUCUUUUAUGCCUGCCAGUGAUAUGAAGGGUUGAG